AUGACAUUUCGACUUAAAUUGGCAUUAAUUUGGCAUUUUGAUUUUUUAUCAUUUUUUAAAUUAAACAAGAAAAUUGGAAAAAUCCAGGAACCGAUCAAAUCCCAAAAGCCGGUGCUCAAAAUUUGCCGGAUCCGGAUUCAGGAUUUGCAUCUAGAGCCAGUCGGGAUCCGGCCGGAUUUCUUUGGAUUAAUCCGGUCCGGUUUUAAUCCGGAAAUUGCGAGAAAAAUAUCCGGAUUUGGGACACGGACUACGGAAAAAUCCGGCCGGAUCCGGUCCAGUCCCAGUCACUAUUUUAAACCCUUCCUGACCCUUUGA
Messenger RNA from Meloidogyne enterolobii, 315 nucleotides. The record is from the annotation of a GenBank genome assembly. Lineage: Eukaryota; Metazoa; Nematoda; Chromadorea; Rhabditida; Meloidogynidae.